Molecule: messenger RNA, 5622 nt
Organism: Danio rerio (zebrafish)
Lineage: Eukaryota; Metazoa; Chordata; Actinopteri; Cypriniformes; Danionidae
Gene: c3b.2
Product: complement component c3b, tandem duplicate 2
Cellular component (GO): extracellular region
Molecular function (GO): endopeptidase inhibitor activity
Source: RefSeq, marked validated
GGAGGGAUUUGGGGAUAUGUCGAUAUUUUAGCUGUUUGUUUUCUAGUUAUUCUGACAUAUUGAGUGGCGGUUACUUCAGCAGGACGAUGCUUCUUCAGCUACUGUUAUGGGCGACCCUGCUCUGUCAAAUCUGCGAUGGAAAGGCCUUCCCUCAACGACACAAGAGGACGGUUUGGGGGCCUAAUAUGCAGCAAAUUGAGCCGGUCAAAGACCCUUCUCCGUCGUUUUCUCUUCUAGCUCCAGCAAAAAUAAGGCCUGGAACAAAACAGAACAUCCUGGUGGAGGGACACAACCUGGCAAAGGUGGUAAAAGUCACUGUCGUGGUUUACGACUAUCCAAACUCCCAAACUGCCUUGUCGCGGGGCUCGGUUUUCCUCAAUUCAGACAACAAUUACAGCGCCCUGCAAACCCUAGAGAUCAACCCAAAUUUGCUACUUCCAGAUGGAAAAAAGAAAUAUGUGAAGCUCGUUGCUCAGUUCAGCAAUAUCUAUCGUGCAGAAAAAGUAAUGGCGGUGUCGUUCCGUUCCGGACACAUCUUCAUUCAGACCGACAAACCUAUUUACAACCCUGGAGACAAAGUGCGUUUUAGGGCUUUUGUGUCUGAUUUGGAAUUUCGUUCUUCUGAGAGAACCAUAUCUCUGGAGAUUCAGAAUCCAGAUGGAAUUGCGGUGCAUGGUAUUGGGAGAGUUAAAGCAAUCGAUGGGGUCUUUUCUGACAUCUUCUCACUGUCUACUGUAGUCAAAGAGGGCAGAUGGAAAGUUGUAGCAAAGUUUGAUCAGGGAAAAGAGAAUGUUUUCAGCAGAGAGUUUGAAGUGAAGAAAUAUGUGCUUCCAGCAUUCAACGUCACACUUACUCCUAAAACAUCCCACCUCAGUCUGGAUGCAGAAAAGUUGGAAGUUGAAAUAACAGCCAGGUAUCUUUAUGGCGCGCAAGUGAAGGGUGUUGCGUAUGUGCUGUUUGGUAUUGAAAUUAAUGGUGAAAAGAAGAGACUCACAUCUAUGAAGCAAAUUGAUGAUGUACUAAAUGGAGGAAGUGUUAGUUUGACUAUGGAGGAGAUAAAGAGAGCUUAUCCUGACAUAAACAGCCUCCUGGGGUCUACGGUGUACGUCAAAGCAUCAGUAUUGACUAGUUCAGGUAGCGAUCUUGUGGAAGCAGAGAAAUCCGGCAUUAAAAUCGUAAAUUCACCCUACAUGCUUACCAUCAAGGACACACCAAAGUAUUAUAAACCUGGUCUGCCGUUAGCCAUGACGGUUAUCGUGAGUAACCAUGAUGGAUCUCCAACUCCUAAUAUUCCUGUAAAAGUCACCUUUCUUAAAAGGCCAAUCAGUGUCCACAGUGGCACCAUCAACAUUCACAUCAACAUGCCGAAAAAGCGCAUCCCAUACGGCAAUUCCCAGAUGUUGAAAGUGGAGACAGUGGAUCCGUCACUGAAACCAGAACAGCAGGCCAUUCAAGAGGUAUACGUCAAGCCGUAUUCUACUUUUAGAAGUCACGGUAACUACUUGCACGUCUCAGUGGGAGCAAGUCGAGUGGUGGUCGGUGGCAGUAUCAGCGUUCAAGCGUACAUCAAAUCCUCUUUACCAAACCACAGAGCGCUCGUGGAGCAUCUCACAUACAUUGUGUUAAAUAAGGGGAAAAUAAUUCAGGCUGGUAGAGUGAAUGUCAAAGGCCAGGACGUAACAAGCGUUCAUCUGCUCAUUACCUCAGAAAUGCUACCUGCAUUUCGGUUUGUGGCGUAUUACGUUUUGCCAUGGCAGCAUAGUGCUGAAGUGGUGGCAGACUCAGUGUUUGUUGAUGUGGAGGACCGGUGUGUAGGUUCGCUUAAUGUUGGACCAGUGGAUGGAGAAAUAGUCAGUUCUUACUCACCAGGCAGCAGCUUUAAAUUUCAAGUGAAAGGUGAUGUUGGAGCAAAGGUCAGCCUGGUAGCUGUGGAUAAUGCCAUCUUCUUGUUGAGUAAAAACCGCCUGACGCAGAAAAAGGUCUGGGAAGUGGUGGAUCAGGCUGAUAUGGGCUGCACCGCAGGAGGAGGCAAGGAUAAUAUGGGUGUUUUCAGUGAUGCAGGACUGAUGUUUCACUCCAGCACAGGAGGUUCAACUGACUCCAAAGAAGACUGCUCCAGUAAAACUAAACGACGAAGACGUUCUGCAGCCAAACUGCAGCUCAGAGAUCAGCUCGUCGUUGUAGAAGAAGAGGAAGAAGAGGGGGCUUCAGUGUUUGAGGAAGAUGAUUUGGCUGAUCUUGAGGAUAUUUAUGUGCGCAGCAAGUUUUUUGAGUCGUGGUUGUGGACCGAUAUCAGACUGCCUAGCACUGCCAAGUCUGAUGGGUUGGCUGUGUUUCCAGUGGACACCGUUCUUCCAGACAGUAUCACACAGUGGGGGUUUCUAGCUGUCAGUGCCUCACCUGAGAAAGGUGUCUGCGUAGCUGAACCAUAUAACGUCCGCGUGUGGAAACCGUUCUUCAUCGACCUGCGUUUGCCUCACUCGGUGUCCAGAAAUGAACAAGUGGAAAUCAAAGCUGUGAUCCACAACUACAAGAACUCAACACUGGAGGUUCGUUCCACACCAUCAGUAAAUGUUGUGAUGGUGAUCCUGGAGAAGACAGAGGACAUGUGUAGUGUGGCCUAUACGGGACAGCACAGACAGCAGGUUACAGUAGCAGCUGGUUCCUCUAAACUCAUUACAUACACCAUCAUCCCUCUGAAAACAGGAGAGCUUCCUCUACAGGUCACUGCUGUCGCUGCCUCAUUCAUGGGUCAAGAUGCAGUGAAGAAGAAUCUACGCGUAGUAGUUGAAGGCAUUCAGACACUUAAAGUGAGGAGCUUUGUGUUGAACCCAUCAGAGAAAGGAGGCAGUGCUGGGCAACAGUUGAUUCAAGUCAAGAAGCUGCAGUUGGAUGCUGUUGUGCCGAAAUCUGUACCAGAAACAUUUGUCAAUGUCAGAGGUGAUUUGCUGGCAGACAGUAUUGAUAACUCCAUUAAGGAGGACUCAUUAGCAGCGUUGAUUCGGAUGCCCGGAGGCUGUGUGGAGCAGAACCUGGCCAGAAUCACUCUGCCCCUCAUCGCAGCUCAUUACCUGGACCGCAGUGCAGACUGGGAGAUUGUGGGAAUCAGUCGCAGAGAAGAGGCCAUCAAAUACAUACAGAAAGGUUAUGAAAAUCAACUUAACUACAAAAAAUCAGACGACUCGUACCCUCCCUACGCCAAUGAAGGCACCAGCACAUGGAUCACUGCGUAUGUGGUGAAGGUUUUCUCCAUGGCGCAUUCAUUCAUUAACGUCAAUGAGAAGCAUCUGUGUGGCCCUCUGCUCUAUUUACUCAAGAAUAAACAGGGUUAUGAUGGAACUUUUCAAGAGAACAAUCCUGUUUAUGACACCAGUAUGACGGGAGCUAUGCGGGGAUCUGAAUACAAAGCAUCUUUGACUGCAUUUGUACUCAUUGCUUUAGCAGAGGCACAAGAUAAAGUUACUUGCCAAGAUCAAGAAGUCAACAUACGGGAUAAGUCUAGACAGGCAGCAGGGUAUCUGACAGAGCAUUUCUCCCGGCUGACCAGGCCAUAUACAGCAGCUAUAGCAUGCUACGCGCUAGCCGUAUCGAACAACGCCUGCGUGAAGAGCAUGUUGCUCAAAUUUGCCUCACCUGAUCAUUCCCACUGGCCUGAUUCAAACAAUUAUUUUUUCACACUGGAAGCUACAGGCUACGCACUGCUAGCGCUGAUCAAAAGUGGCCACAUGGAAGAGGCAGAAGCUCCAUUUCGAUGGCUGAAUGAGCACCGUGGCAUUGGUGGAGGAUACGGCUCUACUCAGUCCACCAUGGUGGUUCUUCAGGCCCUGUCUGAGUAUCUAGUGAAGAGGCCUCCUCCGUCAGACCUCAAUUUGUUGGUUCAGCUCAGCGUUCCUGGUCGGAGUGAUGUUCGCUGGACCUUCAAUCCCAACUUGGCUUAUGUGGCCCGUUCUUCACGAGUCCCUCUUGAUCAGGAAUUCUCAGUGGCGGCUUCUGGGAACGGCAAGGGUGUUUUGGAGGUGCUAAAUGUCAAUGUUUACCAAGAAUAUCUUGAACUAGAAUAUAAAAAUCGAGAUAUAAUUCAUCGUUUAUGUGUAAUAGAAAAAACCUCAUCGGAUGUAGAAAAGUCCUUCAGACUCAAUGUCAAUGUGAGGGCUCUGGAAGAACGUCAAGUGAGGAUGGUUAUUCUGGACAUCGGCCUGCCUACAGGCUUUGAACCCGAAAACUCUGAUUUAGAGUUGCUCACAAAUUCAGUGGAUCGCUACAUCAACAACUUCCAAGUGGUGGACAACCUGAGCGACAGAGGAUCCCUCAUUAUUCACCUGUUCAAGGUGUCCAACAAAGAGGCAGAAAUGAUCUCAUUCAGACUCAAUCAGAAAUUUAAAGUGGGGCUCCUUCAGCCUUCCACAGUCAAAGUUUACCAGUACUACAACAAAGAUAAAAGCUGUAGCAGGUUCUACUCUCCUCCUGAAGACAAACAGCAGCUGGAUCAGAUCUGUGAAGGCGACGUGUGCCGCUGCUCGCAGGGUGACUGUUGUGUAAUGAAGUAAGACUUCGCAUUUUUUGGUAAAGAGCAGAGGAAUGCUGCUGUAUGCAACGGAUUACAUCAUGGUGAAUAUUUCUUCAGAGUAAAUUACUGUUGUUUAUUAUUCCUGUCAAUGAGCAACUUUUCUUCAGCCUACAGAGUCAAGCUGAUCAGCAUCAGCCAGAGUCACUAUUACCAGUAUGAGAUGGAGAUUGUGCAGGUUAUUAAAGAAGGGACGGAGGAAGGUCUGAAUGAGAAGGAGAGGAGGAUGUUCCUCUCUCAUGCGAGCUGCAGGACCAGGCUUAAUUUGAGAGAGGGUCAGGAGUAUCUGGUCAUUGGGCCGAUCACUGAUGUUUGGAAUGCAGGAAGCACAGUGUCCAACAAGUAUGUGUAUACGCUUGGGAAAGAAACGUGGGUUGAGCGCUGGCCAGAUGAGUCUGAAUGUGGAUCAACACUGCAGAAGAAAUGUGACGAGCUGAAGAGCUUUGCAAAGAAACUGAUUGAAGACGGCUGUCAGGCUUGAGACUAACUUCAUCUUAUGUGUUAUUGUGAUUCUUAAAGUCCACAUGAAACAGAAGUGAUGAGAAGUUUAUUUCAGUAGGUUGAUGUACUUUCAACUGAAACAGAAUAUUGAGUGGGGGGCGGGGCUUUCUUUGCGCAUCAUUCCCUCAUAGCAAACUAACGGUAAGAGAAGCUAUUAAUAAAAGCAAAUGGUCAGUUUGGUUGAAGAUUACCAAAACAAUUUUUUUCCAGUAUAUUAACUUACACCGAUUAAUUAUUGACCUUAAGAAUAACAGUGUGAGCUAGCAAAAAUAAACACUGUAAAUUUUGAUUUUGCGCACACUUUAAUAUAGUUCUUUCAUUAAAAAUAUAUAUUUGUCUUAACCCAUUUCAUGUUUCACCUAGUGAUGGACCGUACAUCCACUAUUUUUCCACUUUUUUGCAUUUUGUCACUAGUGAGGGUUUUCACUGUGGAAAAAAACAUCAGAAAUGUACUUUGUUAAUAAUUUUAAGAAAAGAAAGAUCUAGUUUUCUUGCUGUUUCUUUCUUUUCUGCCGUUUGGGUUUUAAAAUAAAAUCAGUUGUCUAUUGUCUACACAA